Molecule: messenger RNA, 2530 nt
Organism: Carya illinoinensis
Lineage: Eukaryota; Viridiplantae; Streptophyta; Magnoliopsida; Fagales; Juglandaceae
Product: serine/arginine-rich splicing factor RS40-like
Exons: 5
Coding region: 1191-2180 (329 amino acids)
Biological process (GO): mRNA splicing, via spliceosome
Cellular component (GO): nuclear speck
Molecular function (GO): RNA binding
Source: RefSeq, a predicted model, not a curated record
GGCUCAUAGUGCACUUGCUCUUUUAUGAAUUCAAUACAUUCAUUCAAGCUAAGACUGGACUUUUAAAAAGUAUCAGGAUAUUAGUUUGGAAAUGUUGAUUUGGCUUUGAGAAUAACCCCUCAUUAAAUAUUUCUUUACAUUUGUUGGAAUCAAACUUUGAGAGAAUUCUCUCAGGCAGCGAUUGAAGGAUUGGAAGUUUUAUGAGCUAGCAAGCUUCAUACUUGAAUUGUAAUUGAUCACACAAAUGGAAAAUACUGUGGACAUAACCUGGCAUUUGAUCAGUGUAGUUCCACUAUGUAAGAGAGAGGAACUAUGGUACAAAUUGGUUUAAGUAUGGAGAUUGAAGUGCUGCUGUUAAUAGUAAAUAUAGCGAGUAAUUGCUAGAAUUCAAUGCCCUUGGGCACUGCAUAAGUUGACUCAUAAUAAGGUGACCACUUGAGCUCCUUUCUUACAGGAUUUGAUUUGUUCAAAAAUAAAUGCCUGAUUAUCUGUUUGAUAUAGACUCAAAGUAGACGGAAAUAAAAAAGAAAAAAACUUUUAUACGUGUGUAACCUGCAUUGGUAUUUGAUGUACAAGAAUAAAGUACCCAAUCAUAUAAGAAAUGCCUACACUCUUCUCAAUAAGGCAUGGGAUACUCCACCAGCAAAGUAACUCAGCAGAAGCAAACCUAUCCGUCAAGGUGGCAGGUUCCUAGCGCUCUCGUACCUUGGCAGUUUGGCCGCAAGAUCAGUCAGAGUUCAUGACUCCGCGAUUGCUUUCUUCCUUUGUUGAGUUUAAGUGGGGGUUCAGGAUAUGUGAAAAACAUGUUUUUUGAGACAACAACCCCCAUAUUCAACAUUUUCUUUGGCGCAGGAUUAUCUUGGCAUGUCCCUAUUCUUCCUGGCUAAUGGAUGGGCUCUUCAGAAUUCUGUGACGAGCUUCUUCUUGUAUUCAAGAAGAUUCACUCAUUUCCUCAAUGGACUACCUUCCCACGUUUCCCUCAGUCACAAUUGCCUUUCACCCACAUGAAUUUUGCCCAGCCUUCAAUUUCAGACAUGUUUCAAGGUAGAAACAUUACCGACCUCACAGCAGAGGCAGCAGAAUAGAUGGAGAAGGCACUCUUUUCAUUGACCUACCAUGAGACAUCCACUUUUGGAAUGUUGUUCCUUGACACCACUUAGUUCAUCACACAAGGAUUUGCUUUUAUCUACAUGGAAGAGGAGAGAGAUGCUGAGGAUGCUAUUCGGAGACUGGAUCGAACAGAAUUUGGUCGAAAGGGACGCAGGCUUCGUGUUGAAUGGACAAAACAGGAACGUGGCAUUAGAAGGCCUGGAGGUUCUAGAAGAUCUUCCUCUAAUACGAAGCCUUCAAAGACUCUGUUUGUUAUUAAUUUUGAUACACAUCAUACGAGGACUAGGGACUUGGAGAGGCACUUUGAGCCAUAUGGGAAAAUAUCAAGUGUGAGGAUUAGAAGGAACUUUGCAUUUGUGCAGUACGAGUCACAGGAUGAUGCUACGAGAGCAUUGGAUGCGACAAACAUGAGCAAGUUGUUGGAUCGAGUUAUUUCAGUGGAGUAUGCAGUCAGGGAUGAUGAUGAUGAAAGGAGAAAUGGAUAUAGCCCGGAUAGAGUUGGUGAUAGAUCAUUGGAGAGAAGCCGUGAUAGAAGGCGAUCCCCAAGCCCAUAUCGACGAGAGAGGGGGAGCCCUGAUUAUGGACGUGGUUCUAGUCCAUACAGAAGAGAGAGAGGCAGCCCUGACUAUGGCCGUGGACACAAUCCAAGUCCCCAUCGAAGAGAGAGGGGUAGCCCCGAGUAUGGACGUGUACGUAGUCGUAGUCCUAAACAAAGAGAGAGGGUUGGUCCUGAUCAUCGCCGUGGUUCAAGCCAUAGUCCUUACCAAACAGAAAGGGCUAGUGCUGAUCUUGGUCGUGGCCCCAGUCACAGUCCUUACAGAAGAGAGAGGGCAAGUGCUGACCAUGGUCGUGGCCCCAACCACAGUCCUUAUGGGAGAGAAAGGGCUAGUCCUGAAAAUGGUCGUAUCCCCAGCCGUAGUCCUUAUGGAAGAGAGAAGGCUAGCCCUGACAAUGCUCAUGAACUCAGCCCAAUACCUGAACCUAGAGAGGACAGCCCCAAUUUUGGUGGUGGUCCUGAGACCCCCGUGCGUGACAGGUAUCGCAGUCAAUCGCCCCAGGCAGAGGACUGAUAUGGAGCCUAGUUCUUGGAAAAGCUAUGGUUUGUUGUGCUGAUUUGUGGUGGUGGCACAAGUCAUUUAAAGUGUGUUCAGCUUGGCUUCAUUCAGUAACAACUAAUUGUAGAGUUGGCGAGCAAUAUGCUUCUGUGUUUGUGAUGUAGGACCUAGUCGUUGUCAGUCUUAGUUUAUAAAUUCUCAUUUGCUUAGGUUUCUGCUCAAAUUUAAUGGAUAUUGUAAACAAGACAUGUCUACAAAACAUCCGAUCCAUGUUGGACUUGAGAGCCUCUACUUUCUGUUUUUGUUUUGUACUUGAAUUAUAAUAAUAGUUGUCUGUCUCUAGUAGAACCUGAUGGUUGUCUCUA